UUGUCAUACGGUGAAAGUUCGGGGAGUUGUUGGAGUCUGGUGGUCCUGUCCGCCGUGGAGCCUUUGCAGAAAACGAAAGGCGAGAAUCGGCUGCUGCCGGGCAGGGGGCUCGGGGGUGAGCCCUCUCCGCACAGCUCCGUCACUCCACGCCUUUUCCGCGGCCUGUAGGGCGGAGGACCCUGAUAUAGCAGCAGGAGAGUAACUGGGGUCCCCUCCCGACUUGGCGAGAACCGUGCAGCUUUCCUCCAGCUUUUCUGUGCAGUCUUAGCAUUCAUAGGAUGGCCCACAAAAACCAGACGCAGAGCCUCCGGGAAGAACUGACUUGUGCUAUCUGCUGUGAUCUUUUUCGGGACCCAGUCAUGCUGGACUGCAUGCACCAUUUUUGCAAAGAGUGCAUCCAAGGCUAUUGGGACAGAUGCUCACAAACUGCCACCUGUCCCCAGUGUCGGAAAAAGUUUCCCACACGGUCCUUCCGCCCCCACUACCUUAUAGCUGGAGUUGUGGAAACAGUGCGGAAGGCCUCUGAGGAGCACAGAAGAAAAAUGCAGGAAAACUUCAGACAGGCAUUCCAGUUUUAUCAGAAGGAGCAGGAAAAACUGAUGAAAAUGAAGCAUGUGACGGAGGAGAGUCUCUGCAGCUUGCUGAAAACAUCUGGUAAGCUGAACUCAAAGAUCCGGGCAGAAUUUGAGUAUCUUCAUCGUCUCCUGGAGGAAGAAGAAAGAACUAUGCUGAUGGAACUGGCCAAAGAGGAGGAACAAUGGGUGAUAAGACUGCAAGGAGAGUCUGCACGCCUACAGCAGAGGAUCUCUGAGUUGAAGAAGAGCAUGGAGGACAUUCAGCAAAAGCUUGAAAAACUGGGGAACUCACUGCUCAUGGAGGUGGAAAAUGUGGUGGUCAGGCCAGCCAUGCAGGUUGAGGCAUUGCCUGCCUUCAGCAAAGAGCAGCACAUGGACAAGUAUGAUGGACCGUUGCAGUACAUAUGUUGGAAGAGGAUACUGAAAUCAGUCUACCCAGCUCCUGCUCCUCUGACCUUUGAUCCGGAAUCAGCCCAUCCUAACCUGAUUCUCUCCAAAGACCUGACUUCAGUGACAGAGAGAGAGAAGCCUUACCAUGUGUCUAGUAACUCCAGCCGUUUCCUCAAGUGUGUGAAUGUGUUGGCAAGACAGUCCUUUGAGAGCGGGAGGCAUUACUGGGAGGUCUGGGUGGGCAAAAAGUCCAAGUGGGACCUAGGAGUGGCAGCAGAUUCUGUCGAUCGGGCAGCAAAAGUCAGACUGUGUCCUGAGAAUGGCUACUGGGCUCUACGGCUGCGGGAAACCUCUGAAUACUGGGCUGCAGCUACUCCCCAGGUACGCCUUAAGCCCCAGCGCAUGGUGGAAAAGGUGGGUGUCCUGCUGGACUGUAAUGAGAGCAAGGUGGCCUUCUACGAUGCUGAGGACAUGUCCCAUCUCUUCACUUUCCGUCAGGUUACAGCCUGCAAGUUCUACCCUUUCUUCAGCACUUGUUUCAGUGAUGGCAAGAAAAAUGCAGAGCCCAUGAGAAUAUGCCAUCUGGGUCUCUAAGUAUGCCUGGUAGCCUUUCUGCCACCUGAUUAUAUUCACCAAGAACUUGGUGUCUGCAGUUGGAACUGUUUUUCUUAUCUCUGUCUCUAGAAUGAUAAAUGCUUGCUGGGAUAAUUCAUUAGUUUCUUUCUCCUCUUCUACUGAUGGUGUUUUGUACCAUAACAUAGAUUAUGUCCUCUGAAUCUGAAUGUGAUCAAGUAAUUGUGGGAAAUUUGUUGUUCUAGUGCAAACAUACUUCUGAGUUUUUCAUUCCCCCCCUCCUUUUCUCAACCAAACAUUUUUCUCAAAUAAGCUUUAACAAAAUGAAAAAAGACAACCACUGAUAGCACAAUGUGGUUUCAGAAAUUUUAAUAAAUAGUUUAAAUAAAAUUUAAAUAAAGUAUCCAGAUCCUGAUGCACUUCCCCCAAUAACGUUCUCUCUCUUUUAAAAUAUAUAUAUAUAUAAAAGACUUGCUCUUUAUUGGUUUUGUUGCUUGUUCAUUCCCUCUCCCCCCUCCUUUGCUUAGGAAAAGAAGGGGGGCAAACUUGAAGUCUGCAUUCAGUCACUGAGCCAUGUUGAACCUA
Messenger RNA from Eublepharis macularius, 2123 nucleotides. RefSeq names its product nuclear factor 7, brain-like. The record is from RefSeq and is a predicted model, not a curated record. Gene Ontology annotation, molecular function: protein binding; metal ion binding. NCBI's taxonomy places the organism in Eukaryota, Metazoa, Chordata, Lepidosauria, Squamata, Eublepharidae. The transcript is spliced from 7 exons. The coding region runs from base 279 to 1559 and encodes 426 amino acids.